Macadamia integrifolia is the source of this 888-nucleotide messenger RNA. Its product is annotated as protein POLLENLESS 3-LIKE 2-like. Lineage: Eukaryota; Viridiplantae; Streptophyta; Magnoliopsida; Proteales; Proteaceae. The record is from RefSeq and is a predicted model, not a curated record. The transcript is spliced from 2 exons. Bases 238 to 645 code for a protein of 135 amino acids.
GAGUCCCACUGCCGCCUCUGCUCCAUAUCCACCACCAACAGAUCCGGCUUCAUCGAUCCAAAUACCGGCGAUGGAGAUCCGGCCACAACUACUGACCGCCAUGACCAAAGCCGUCGCCGAGUUUGGGAGAGCGAGAGAGAAGAGGGAAGAGAGGAGUCCCGCCGCCGCCUCUGCUCCAUAUCCGCCACCGACAGAUCCUUCAUCGGAGUGAACUGCUUAGAAAUCCUAGAAGUUAAGAUGAUGCAAGAUCUAAGGAACGCCCCUCCAGGUUUCAGACCCUGCAAAUCCGCUCCUUGUUCCCCAGCGAAGCCUAUUGGGAUCCCCAGAAUUCACUCAGAGUCUUUUCAUAUGACACAUAAGGUCCCAGUUGGAGAUACUCCCUACGUGAAGGCCAAAAACGUCCAGUUGAUGGACAAGGACCCAGAAAUGGCGAUUCCUCUAUUUUGGGCUGCAAUUAAUGCUGGAGAUAGAGUUGAUAGUGCUCUUAAAGACGUGGCAAUUGUGAUGAAACAACAGAAUAGGGCGGAGGAAGCCAUUGAAGCUAUUAAGUCACUAAGAAGUCGGUGUUCAGACCAAGCACAAGAGUCUCUGGAUAAUAUUCUUCUGGAUCUUUACAAGGUUCCUUUGUUUUCUUUUCUUUUCUGAUUUCAUCUCUUAUGUCGCAUCGAUUCAAAUACCGGCGAUGGAGAUCCGGCGGAGAAGAUAAUCGAAGGUUGCGUUUUUUCUCCUUUUUUUCCUUCAAUCUGUUCGAAAUCUGCAGUCUGUGGUGGUCUUGGUUGGAAAUCCGGCAAAUUAUGGCUGAAAUCUGUGGUUCUCUGUAAUUGAAAGCUUCACUGUAAUGUAAAAAUAUGAGUUUUUUCAAUAGCAAGGGUAUAAUGGUCAUUUUAA